This is a messenger RNA of Cannabis sativa, 1825 nucleotides long. RefSeq names its product D-cysteine desulfhydrase 2, mitochondrial. The transcript is spliced from 7 exons. The record is from RefSeq and is a predicted model, not a curated record. Gene Ontology annotation, molecular function: D-cysteine desulfhydrase activity. The coding region runs from base 215 to 1519 and encodes 434 amino acids. NCBI's taxonomy places the organism in Eukaryota, Viridiplantae, Streptophyta, Magnoliopsida, Rosales, Cannabaceae.
GUUGUCUUCAAAGAUGUCGUUUCUUUAUAAAAGAACGACAUGUCGUUUAAAUUGGAUUAUGUUAGCUGAAUUGCUCGAUGUCGAUGAUGGCAGCAGCAGCAGCAUAGCCGUUAUCCGACCCACGAGUCCAUGUGGGUUCCAUAGCUGAAUUUCAUGGGCGUUUCUUAGUGCUUCUUUGUACUGUAGAUUGUAGUCUUAUCAUUGAGAUUUAGCUAUGAAACUUCAACGCUUUCCCACUUUGGCUGCCAUUUCAUCCUCUAAACGCUCGCUUUAUUCCAUUUCCGGCCAACUACCUCACACACGGCAGCCACAGCCGCAGGGAAUUCCCAAAGUUAAAUUAAGUCGUGAAGAGUUUGUGGCAGCAUUGCUUGAUAGAAGAUGGACAUUGCCAAAACCUGAUACCAAAAUCCAGCAAAUAAUAUUAUCUUCAAAGAAAGUAACACACCCUUUUCUUGAAAUGAUUGAGAAGGAAAGCCAAGAACCAUCUUUCUAUGUUGUGAGGGAUGAUUUGUUGCAUCCAUUAGUAAAUGGCAAUAAAUCAAGAAAAUUGGAUGCAUUGUUUCCUCUUGUGGAAGAUCAUUUGGUGACAGAUGUGGUUACAUGUGGAGGGUGUCAAAGUGCACACGCAGCAGCAGUAGCUGUUUCUUGUGCAGAGAGAGGAAUAAAGUCACAUUUGCUUUUACGCGGGGAGCAGCCUGAAAUUCAGACGGGCUAUAACUUGAUAUCGUCAUUAUAUGGAAAUGUAACUUACAUUCCAAGAUCUGUAUAUGCUGACAGAACAAAGAUGUUAAAGAGCCAUGCUGAUUAUGUGGCAGGAAGUAGUGGCCAUGUUCUUUGGUUUGAUGAUAUUUUGGAGGCUUCUCUAACUCAAAACAAUUUAAGUUCAGAAUCUGCACAAAAAAAAGCUUGCAAAGAUGACAAUACAAGAAGGGUUGUUAUUGUUAGUGAAGGUGCUGGGGAUGUUGUAGCUUUACUAGGUUCAAUUCGUCUAGUGCAGUAUUUAUCUCAAGAUCACUUAUUUGGAAAAGAAAAGGCAUUGAAACUUGUUGUAGAUGCUGGAACUGGGACAACAGCUGUUGGUUUAGGAAUUGGAACAAUUUGCUUAGGGCUCCCAUGGGAGAUCACUGCUGUAAUGCUAGCUGAUACAAUUGAGGGUUACCGACAACAAGAGAAACACUUGAUUUCCAAUUUCAAGAGGCAUUUUGAUUUGGAUUCCAUAGGAAUUGGAUUGGAUGAUAUUCUAGAGAAUGGUAUUGUGGAUUGGGUAGAACGUCACAAUCCGCGAAAAUUUGGAAAUGUAUUGAAAGGGGAGAUAGAGGCCUGCCAAGACAUAGCACAGACAACUGGUGUCUUACUUGAUCCCAUGUAUACUCUUUCUGCUUGGGAAAUGGCAACAAAACUCAGUCAAAAGGAAACUAAAAGGGACACCAAAGUGGUAAUGCUUCACACUGGAGGCACUUUGGGCAUGUUUGGAUUAGCACAGAGGUAUAGAUCAUACUUUUCUAAUCUCAAAUCAUAAACUCAUUUAGAGAGACACAAACACAGAUUCCAUAUAACUAACAUGUUUUUUCACCUCUUAAUUAACAUGUCAUUAAUUAUUUUCAGUACAAAAUAGUUUAGGAUUCCAAUUCUAACCAAAAGAAAAGCAAGCCUAGUUAAAUAAUAACAAUGAAACCAGAAUUGUAUGAUCACUUUAAAGGAAUUUGGGAGUUGGUAUCCUUGUUCUUAUGGUACUUGUUUGUUGUUUAUUCAUAAUCGUUUGUAAUGGACUUUGUUCUUUGUUUUUAUAUAUGAAAAUAUAUUUAUAUAUAUUAUGCAACUCCAA